Molecule: messenger RNA, 3819 nt
Organism: Nematolebias whitei (Rio pearlfish)
Lineage: Eukaryota; Metazoa; Chordata; Actinopteri; Cyprinodontiformes; Rivulidae
Gene: akna
Product: AT-hook transcription factor
Exons: 23
Coding region: 58-3819 (1253 amino acids)
Biological process (GO): neuroblast division in subventricular zone; neuroblast delamination; epithelial to mesenchymal transition
Cellular component (GO): centrosome
Source: RefSeq, a predicted model, not a curated record
CAGAUGCAGGAGGUCCCCGUUCCUGGCUGAGACCCGAGAGGUCCUUCAUUUGAAGGAAUGGAGGCGAGAAGGAAAACCAGACCCGGGGUCCUCAUUUGGACCCCCGCUCCUCCAGCCCAGAACUCAUCAGAGGACUCCUGCGAGGACGAAGAUGAUUUCUUCACCCAGAUGGACGAGAACGGCAUCAUCGGACUGUCGGAGGACCUGGAGGAGGUGGAGUUGGGUCACCAUGAACGUGAACCACCUGAGAGUCCAGAACCUGGCGGCCCACAGGAAGUGGACCUGGUCCAAGGUUCGGUAGAAAAACCAGCUGACGGUCUGAGCUUCGACGUGAGGAAAUCAAGAGAGGACCGAGUUCUGCCGACCCGUCACGACAUGAAAGUCGGGUCUAAAGUGGACCAGAGGGCGGAGCUCCGUCCUGGAAGAGACCCGGCAGAAGAUCAGGAGGAGCUCGUUCGGACGUCGGGUUCACCUCCGAGAGAUAAAUUCCCUCCUGAAGUCUCCCACUGUCCCCGCUCGGUGUCCCAGUCGUGCUUCCUGCCUCACCGUUGUCCCUUCUCUGCCGACGAGCUGGCUGCAGCUCCGGGAAUCGACGCAGAAACCCUCCCGGACGUCUCAGAAAGUCUCCCUGACUCUCUCAGCAGCCGAACGAGCUCGAAGUCCAGCCCUCGCCGUUUGGAGACGACACUCGGGGAUUCUCCUCAUCGUCAUAAACCGUCGGGUUACGGUCCGACAGACGGAGAGGAGAGGCCUCAGGAGGAGCCUCGACCUUCGCUGAGGACACAUGAAGCUGAGCGUUCAAGAGCGUCCACCGGAGGAUCCGAGACCGACUCGCCAAAACCCGAACAGAACCAGAGUCAGAAAACUUCAAGGAUUCCUCGACUCCGAAACGAUGCAGCUGAAGGGGAGGGAUUCAGACGAGGAUCUCCGAGUCGUCAAACGCCGGACUUCUCUAAAGUUGAACCGAGGGUUUGUUUCCCCAGACGUGGCUACAACCCCCCCAGGAGUAAACAACCGCUAACAAGGACGAUGCCCGAGCCGCCGAUGGCGUUCAAAUCCCCGGCUGACAUCGUCAAUGAAGUCCUGUUCAACACCGACGGAUCCUCGACGUCGUCAGGGUCCCCGACCCACGCCGCCAACUUCACCGUCCCUCCAGAGUUCAGAUGUCGGCAGCAGGCCUCCACCCUCCUCCAACAGCUGCAGGACGACUACAGCAGACUGCUGACGAAGUACGCCGAGGCCGAGAACACCAUCGAUCGUCUGCGUCUGGAAGCCAAGGGUGGAGCCGUAGAGAAACAGCAGCUCAGGUCCAGGCAGACUCAGCCUCUCAGGGACAGAGCAGUAAACCUGAACUUUGACCCUCCAGAGACCAGAGCCUCGGUUCGUUCAGGACUGAACCACCACGCCUCAAAGUUCCUGGAGCUGGAUCUGGCUGCGGCUCAGAGGGCGGAGGUUCUGCCGGGUCGUCCUGGUCCAAACGGCGUUCCUCAGGAUCCUUCAAGGCCCCCGCUGGAAGAGCAGCUGCUCAGGCAGACUGAGACGUUCCUGCAGCAGCUGCAAUCCUUUGAGGAUCUCCUGAGGAGUGAAAAACUGUCACCUUGUGAAAAGACGGAGGGUGUCUCUCAGCUCUCUGAGGAGCUGAACUCUUUAGGAAGGAGCUACCUUUUAGCUUGCGACGAGCACAAACUCCUUCAGCAGCGAGGAGCCGAAGACUGCCGGUUCGACGCCGAACGGGAGUUGGGGGGUCUGAUCUUCCAGUGCGAGCUGCGUGUGGAGGAGCUGAAGGAGCAGCAAACCUCUCCUCCACCUCCAUCCUCUUCAUCGUCAGAGGAGGAACCAACUGUCACUCGUCCACAGAUUCUGCCGGCGCCGUUUGAUCCUGCAGAGCCGAGCUCAGCCCGGGAGAAGACCGAGGAGGAGGAGGAGGAGGAUGAAGAAACUCUCGUAUCGUUCUCAUACAGACCCAACGCCUGCGUUGACUCGGACUCGACCAAAACAGGAAGUCUAUCAAAGGCUCUUCCUCCUGUUCCCUCCUCUCCUGAUUUAAAGGCCUCGGUGCAGCCGGGCAGUGAGGAAGAGGAGCAGAGCCGUCGAAGAACAGGAAACCACCAGGCGGUAAAAACUCCCUCUCAGAGCAGGAGAGUCGAGUCGGACCAGGACUCUCCGGUCUGCGCCAGAAAACAGCGAUCCUGCUCCCGGGUCGGCCCGUCCUCCGUCGCUCCGGGUCUUCCUGCUCGCAGCAGGCGGAGGUUGGAGCUGAGAAGGUCCCACAGCAGCAGCCUGAGCAGCCUGGCUGAGACCACAUCAGACCGGAGGAGCUCCAAGGCUCAAACCGGGACCAGGAGGGUCCUGCCUCAGGACGGGCUCGUCUCUCCUGAGACGGACAGCGGGUUCGUCGGUUCUGAAAGCAGCCGUCCGACUCCUGCAGCAGCUCCGGGUCUCCUCCACCGGAGAGCGGCAGAGAGGGACUCGCUUCCUCGGGACGCAGACGCCUCCUCACCUCAUCUAGUUUUGGCUCCUCCCCCUCUGUCGCUCAGCCACACAGCUCAGGAGCCCCCAGUUGGUCCCCAGCUCGACCCGAACCAGCCGCGGAGGACCCGACCGGGCCAGAGGAGACGCACCUUCUCCUGCUCCCCUCAGCGCUGCGUGGGACAGAGACAGACCAGAGCCGGCAGCAGAACCAGGGAGCCCGGCUCCGAGACUCCCUCCAGCUCUGAAGUGGAUCGGAGGGACCGGUUCUCUGGUUCUGUGAACUCCCCGCUCAGCUCCCACUCGGGCUCCUCGCCGGCUGCCAGCUACCUCCACGGAGACUCUCCGAGAGCGCCGAGCUUCAGUCGGGGUGGAAAUCACAGCGAUGCAGUUGUGGAACUUCAGGUCGAGGUGACGAGACUGAGGGAGAAAAUAAAACAUUAUAUGACAUACAAGAAACACUUCGGCUCGGAGACGGCGGCUCCUUCGGCUCGUCUCGGCACCUUCACUCCUCCCGUCAGAUUCGUGGAAGUCUGGAGCGACGACCGUCUGGGCAGGAGAGAACCGAGCGCAGCCGAAGACGACGAGCCGGACUCUGCGUCUGGACGGACGACAGGAGCGAGAUCAACGUCUGCACAGAAACAACGGCGUGACGUCCUGACGAGAUCCGAGCUGGACCCUCGGCCUCACGUUUCCAGAUGUACCCAAACAUCUGCAGAGCCUCGCAGCUGCUCCUCGCCUCCUGCUCGCAGCAGGAACACUCGGACCUGUCAGAACUCUGCGUCUGAAGCAGCAGAUGAACCCGACGGUCCGAGUCCGGCUCCUUUUUGUCCUCGGUGUCCAUCAAACCUCAGAGGUGGAGCCCAACAACCACGGAGGGGCAGCAAAGAUCCGAAACAGUCCUGUUGUUGUCGCUGUUCGCUUUGUGGAGGCCUUAGAGGACAAAACCACGCUGAGACAGACUGCAGCAAACGGAACCCGUCCUCUCACCAGAACCUCCAACCAGCCGAGCCUCCGCACAUCUGGAGGUCUGUCACGGCUGCAGCUUCGCCUCCGGCGCUCCACUUCCUGCCAGUUUACCCACCACAGCUCCUAUUGUGCUCGACGCCUCUGCACACGUCUCCUUACAUCACGGGCGUCCCUUCAGGACCCGGGCGUCCCGAGGAGAGGACGGGGAGGACGAGGCGUCCUCUGUCCGUGGACAGACACCGUUCUUUAGACGGCUCUCUGAACAGGGCCGUCCGAGCGGCCCGGCGCAUGAAGCUCACCUCGGGACACAUGGCUCGCUCGCUGGCGUCGGGGCUGCAGCACCAGGACCAGGACCGGGUCUCUCAGUCCUGCAGCUACUAG